CUACCUUGAGUGUAUCUACCUUGUUUGAUGUGUGGAAUUUCGCUGAAAAUCGUUGACAGGUACUUUGUUGUUCUUUUUCACAGGCCAAAACAACGUGAAUUGGAACAAAAUGGCCUUUGCUGGUAGCAUACUCACAUCGCUGGCAAAAUGCUUCUGGAAACCGCAAGUUACCGCUGUCCGGUAUCGCUAUCAUGCCGACAAAGUGGCUCGCGGACCGCUCAUUCGGCGGUACGGUUAUGAGGACAAAAUACUGCAACGGGGUCUUCUACCCCAUCUAGAUAACGGACAGAAGCUGCCAAUGCCCGAUUACAAACCCAAGAACGCUUGGUGCGAGAAACGUGCACUGUUCGGCCAGAACGAUUAUAUCGAUAUUCUUGGCGACGAUCGGCUCCAUCCUACCCGUGUGCUGUACUCUGUGCCGGCUUGGCUCCGCGGUGUGUCCGGCAACGAGUAUCAGGUGCUGCUGCGAAAGCGAAAAAUGCUUAGCCGGACGAUCUACCCGGUCGCCAGGCCAACGAAAUGGCGUGAUAUGGAGAAGCGCAUUUCAUAUCUGUACCGCUUCCUGAACCGAAAAACGAAGACAGGAUUUUCGAAUGUGUAAGAUUGCAUCGUUACUCGCACUAGUAUCUCCUACUAUAGACAUUUAAUAAAAUGAAAUUGGUGGCUUUAUUCAA
Messenger RNA from Anopheles coluzzii, 674 nucleotides. RefSeq names its product 39S ribosomal protein L51, mitochondrial (gene mRpL51). Gene Ontology annotation, cellular component: mitochondrial large ribosomal subunit. The record is from RefSeq and is a predicted model, not a curated record. NCBI's taxonomy places the organism in Eukaryota, Metazoa, Arthropoda, Insecta, Diptera, Culicidae. The transcript has 3 exons. Gene Ontology annotation, molecular function: structural constituent of ribosome. Bases 110 to 601 code for a protein of 163 amino acids. Gene Ontology annotation, biological process: translation.